UGGCUGAUUGAAACAGUGAAUGCAGCCCUCGGUUUCUCAACCACACUGCUAGGACGGUAGUAGCCUAUUGCCUACUAUCCGGCGUGAGUGAGUGUGAGUGGGAAAGAGAGGGAGCGCAAGUGAAAACAAAAUUUCGAAAAGUGACCAUGGCUGUUUCAGCAACUCCUCCGGUGCUUUCCCCCACCUCCAACCCGGGGUCGGGGGGCCUCUUUCGCUCGGAUCCCCUGUAUACGAGCCCUGCGGAGUCCCCGAGGCUGACCAACAGCAUGAUCAACACUUUCAUUAGUAGCAGCAGCAGCAGCAGCAACAGUACCAGCGGCAAUAAUGAGUGUAAGAUGGUGGAGGUCCAUGGGGUCAAGGUGGCCUCGUUCACGGUGGAUGGACAAGAGCUCAUUUGCCUCCCCCAGGUUUUUGAUCUGUUUUUGAAGCACCUGGUCGGCGGACUGCACACCGUGUACACCAAGCUGAAGAGGCUGGAUAUAUCUCCCGUGGUCUGCACGGUCGAGCAGGUCCGGAUUCUGCGGGGGCUGGGAGCCAUCCAGCCCGGGGUGAACCGCUGCAAGCUCAUUACCCGCAAGGACUUCGAAGCCCUUUACAACGACUGUACCAAUGCGAGCUCCAGACCGGGCCGACCUCCGAAACGCUCCCUGGGCGUGGCCAUGCAGGAGAACUCCCGCCUGCUGCCCCACAGCGUGCACGGUCUCUUAUCACCGAGCCUCAUCUCCCCGUCAGGUCUCACAGCCGCUGCCAUGGCUGAGGCAAUGAAGCUCCAGAAGAUGAAACUGAUGGCCAUGAACAACCUGCAUGGCACAGGCAGCCAGAAUGGCACGGAGUCAGAGAACGAGGAGCUCAACUCCAAUGCAGGCGGGAGUGAGUCCUCCUGGGAUAAAGAAAAACUACAGUCCCCCUCUGCUGCCGGGGCUCAGCAUGGGAUGAGUCACGCAGUCCUGUCUGGGCAGCACAACCUGGGCACUGCACACCCCCUCAGCUCCCUGCAACAGAACCAUCUGCUAGCCAACAGACUAGACCUGCCGUUCAUGAUGAUGCCCCACCCCCUGCUUCCUGUCAGCCUACCUCCUGCAUCUGUUGCCAUGGCGAUGAACCAGAUGAACCACCUGAAUACGAUUGCAAACAUGGCUGCAGCAGCUCAGAUGCACAGUCCCCUGUCCAGAGCAGGAGCUUCAGUGAUUAAGGAGAGGGUACAGGACAGCCCUUCACCUUCCCCAUCCCUGGAAGAGACCCCACGUCCUGGGAGCCACCCCUCCUCGCACCCCAGCAGCAGUGCCUCCAGUUCCCCCUCCCCACACGAGCACAACUCGGAGCGCCUGGUGCUGAAUAACCCCAGAGACGGAGAGAUGGCUGAUCGGGAAGCAGGCCUAAACAUGAAGAAGAUCCUGAAAGAGAAAGAUGAGACCCAGCUGGCCCUGCCUGUAAUGAAGCCUGGCUUUGACAAACUCCCCCUGGCCGGUCAGGCCCUGCCUCCUGGAUUCCCUGCUCCGUUCCUGUUUGCUGAUGGGCUGUCUUCUGUGGAAACCCUCUUAACCAACAUUCAGGGUCUUCUCAAAGUUGCUGUGGACAAUGCUCGAGUACAGGAGAAACAGAUCCAGCAGGAGAAGAAGGAGCUGAAGAUGGAGCUGUACAGGGAGCGAGAGAUGAGAGAGAAUCUGGAAAGGCAGCUGACAUCCGAACUGCAGAGCCGAGCGACGAUUCAGAAGCGACUGAAGAAGGAGAAGAAGGCUAAGAGGAAACUUCAGGAAGCCCUGGAGUUUGAGUCCAAGAGGAGAGAGCAAGUGGAGCAGGCACUGAAACAGGCCACUUCACCCGAGAGUCUCAGGAUGCUAAAUGACGCAGUUAUUCCAGAGGUGGAACCGGAGCACAAUGGAACUCCGCACGAGAAUGCCCCCGUACAAGAUGCAGCAGCCUGUGGGACUGGAGGACAGCAUCUCCCAGUGGUGAACAUUCUGGAAUCGGUGGCCUGACCAAAUUACAUUGCCUUCAGUAGCCAACAUCGAGCAACUGUUUGAGAAACCCGAGAUGUUUGUGCUGUAAUGUACCGGUACUCCAGAACGUUGCUGAGUCAACUUGUAAAGAUAUGUUUUUUUUUCUUCCUUUUUUUGUUGUCUGAGAAAGGACCUUUAUAAUAAAGAAGACACAAUUGGGGGCCAACAUAUUUCUCUGGAUUUAAAGUACAACCCCCACCCCACCCCACGUAGCACAUAAUGAAGCUUGUUCUCUCUCACCACCUCCUUCAGCAGGAGCUGAGUUUUUUUUUUCCCUGUACUUUAAAUGUCACAACAGUUUCCGAACAGCACAAUAGUUGGGCAAAGCCUGUGUGGACUGUAUCUUCUUGAGUGUGAGGACUUCAGGAGCAAUAAGAGGUUGUGUGUGACAAGAACACAUGCAGUUCUUCGCCCUGCUCUAUUUACUCGUGCUGAUUCUCAGUGUAGUAGGAGACAAAUGGAGGAAUGUGUGCGAGGAACUUUUUUUUUCUCCCCUAGAUAUUUCUCUUUUUAAAAAUAAAAUAACGCCGUAGAAAACAAAACUGUACUAUCACUAGAUGACUGAUGCAAUAACGUAGCCCUCCCCCUUAGUGAAGAGUUGGUGGGGCUGUUCUUAUUUUGUACCCUUUUGUUGAUGUUUUUUUUUUAAAUCACACAGCUCAGCCUGAGGUAAAUGGAUCAGACGUAUACAGUAGACUAUUAGAAUUGGUUUCUCUGUUGUACUGUAUUAAGUUUGAAAUUCUUUGUUGAAAUGUUCUUGCGAAAAAAAUACAGUAUUACAAUAAUCUUCUGUUCUACCCUUGUUUAUAAAAAGUGUAAAAAAUGCUUUUAGUGUCUGCUAUUAUGAUGUCAGUAAAAAAGUGGAUACAUUUUUAGUGAAAAAUACCUAAUGCACAUCUAUGAACAAGCAUGGCAAAUAAUAUGAUGCUCUUGAAAACAAAAUUGACUUUUUUCUGGUAAAGCUGCCUACCGAAAUAUUAUUUAUCAUUUUUCUUUUUUCCUUAGUGGGAUUUUUUUAAUGUCGUUUGGCAGCAACCAUCUUUAAUGAGCUUGUUUUGACAGUGAAGUUGCCACACCUUAGAUUUCUUACAGCUUUGCACAUACAAAAAAAAUCCGACAUCUUCGUAGAUUUUGUUUUAGAAAUAAAAGUUGAAAUACAGAGUUUUUGGUGAAGUCUCGUGUUGUGAUGAGACAAGAGAUUGACUGUGAUACUGACAGAAGUUUUGUAGGCCUAGGCAGCUUUAUAAUUUAGUGAUCAAUCUCUGUGACCUGUUGUCCCUCUGCCUUUUUGCUGUGUGCUCUAGAUACAUGUAGGAAAUCUCUUUGCCACACCUCUUCUGCUUGUUACUUUUUUUUUUCUGGAUAAUUUGGUAAAUCUCUGAUAAUCAUCAGUCAAUUUAUAAAUUUAUCAAUUUACAUCAGUCAAUCUGCAAACCAAGUCAUAAACAUGGAAUAUUGCUAGUUUAUUGGUCAAUUUCUAAAUAAAGUGUUAAGUGAGACUAUGAGACUAAGAUCUAUACAUCAGUUAAAUGAUGUCGUACUAAAGUGUUGGAAAGCACAUUGAACAUACUGUGAAAAUGACAGUGAUAAGCUUUGAGAAGGAUUUUCUUUGGCUGCGCCCAAGUUUUAUCGUAUUGAAGAGGAGAAUAUUCCACAGAAGAUCUAGCUAAAACUCGUCUGUGUUUGAGUGCUCUUCUCUCAAAAGAAGCCUGUUUGAUAAAACCUGUUGUUUCAACA
Messenger RNA from Lepisosteus oculatus (spotted gar), 3737 nucleotides. RefSeq names its product dachshund a (gene dacha). The record is from RefSeq and is a predicted model, not a curated record. Gene Ontology annotation, biological process: regulation of transcription by RNA polymerase II. Gene Ontology annotation, cellular component: transcription regulator complex; nucleus. Gene Ontology annotation, molecular function: RNA polymerase II cis-regulatory region sequence-specific DNA binding; DNA-binding transcription factor activity, RNA polymerase II-specific. NCBI's taxonomy places the organism in Eukaryota, Metazoa, Chordata, Actinopteri, Semionotiformes, Lepisosteidae.